Molecule: messenger RNA, 1642 nt
Organism: Durio zibethinus
Lineage: Eukaryota; Viridiplantae; Streptophyta; Magnoliopsida; Malvales; Malvaceae
Product: putative beta-1,4-xylosyltransferase IRX9H
Biological process (GO): plant-type secondary cell wall biogenesis; glucuronoxylan biosynthetic process
Cellular component (GO): Golgi membrane
Molecular function (GO): xylosyltransferase activity; galactosylgalactosylxylosylprotein 3-beta-glucuronosyltransferase activity
Source: RefSeq, a predicted model, not a curated record
ACGUAUGCCACAUCACCCCCGACAAUAAUAACUACAGAAUGCCGGCGGCAAUUCAUUUCCAUUCCACAAUAUCGCCACGUGUUCUUUCCCAUUUGCCGCACUACGCGGCGUAACUUGAGAAAAAUUAAAACCCUCCCUGGAAGACGAAGAGUUCCUCCGCCUCCGCGCUCAAAAACAAAAAUAAAGUUCCAGUUCUGCCCUUUACUUCACUAGAUCUCGGCCCUUCCUCUUUCUUAAAGAUCCGAUUAUGUAUUUUUAUUAUUAUUUUUUUAAUUUUUGUCAACUAAUCUAAUGGCUUCGAUCCGUCGAACUCUCUCACCCGCGUAUCACGACCGUUCUUACCAGAACGGCGCUGGUUUCUCCUCUCCGUCCAACAAGCUUUUACCCAAUGGAAACAGUAAACAUUUCUCCUCCUCUUCCUCGUCAACGCAUUUACCGUUGUUAUUCACCGCCGUGAAUUUAGUUUACUGUAGAGGAUGGAGGCGAUCUUUUUGCAGGUGUCUCUUCUUUUUCCUGAUAGGAUUUGUUUGCGGAAUUUCUCUGUUUGGACACGUUGAUUCUGAUAUCCAAGCCAAGAAUUUCGCUUUUCCCGAACUGAAACCGCCACAUGUCAACCUCCAAUUGAACGACCAGAUUGUUGCUUCUGUUUCAUUGGGCGUUAAUACGAGAUUGGAAGAACAAAAGGAAGUUACUGAUUUAAUUGAGCCGUUAAAGCAGUUAAUCGUCGUUACGCCGACUUACAAUCGGGGAUUCCAAGCCUAUUUCUUGAACAGGUUAGGUCAAGUUUUGAGGUUAGUGAAGCCGCCGUUGGUUUGGAUAGUGGUGGAGGAAAAAGUGGCGUCGUUUGAGACUGCGGAGAUUUUGAGAAAAACCGGGGUUAUGUAUCGGCACGUGGUGUCCACCCGCAAUUCUAGUAACGUGAAGGACCGAGGGGUUCAUCAAAGAAACGCCGCUUUGGAACAUAUUGAACGGCAUAAGCUUGAUGGGAUCGUGUUUUUCGCCGACGACGACAAUGUCUACACGCUGGAGUUGUUUGAAAGCUUGAGAACUAUUAGCCGUUUUGGAACUUGGCCUGUUGCCAUGCUUGCACAAAGCAAAAACAAGGCAAUUCUGGAAGGUCCAGUAUGCAAUGCAAGUCAAGUAAUUGGAUGGCACACAAAUGAGAAAAGUAAAAUACUUCGUAGGUUUCAUGUUGAUAUGUCCGGAUUUGCUUUCAACAGCACCAUCUUGUGGGAUCCAAAGAGAUGGGGACGCCCCUUCUCAAACCCAAUUCGACAGUUGGACACAGUGAAGGAGGGUUUCCAAGAAACUACAUUUAUAAAGCAAGUGGUGGAAGAUGAAGGUCAAAUGGAAGGUAUACCACCUGGUUGUUCGAGGAUUAUGAACUGGCAUCUCCAUUUAGAUACUGUUAAUCUUGUUUAUCCCAAAGGCUGGCUACUUGAGAAGAAUCUAGAGGUUACUCUGCCUAUUAAGUGACGGAAGCUCAUCUCUACAAUUUUUUUGAUGCUGAGGGCAUAAACGGUUCUGCCCAUAUUUUUGUGCUGGUGGCACAUUCGUUCAACUUUUCUGAGCAGAUUUGUUGCAAUCGUCAUCAUAUAGCAGGGCCUGCAGAUAUCCAUCAAGCAGUGACAAAGAAACAGAA